Cynara cardunculus var. scolymus (artichoke) is the source of this 1389-nucleotide messenger RNA. RefSeq names its product N-acetyltransferase 9-like protein. NCBI's taxonomy places the organism in Eukaryota, Viridiplantae, Streptophyta, Magnoliopsida, Asterales, Asteraceae. The transcript has 9 exons. Gene Ontology annotation, molecular function: N-acetyltransferase activity. Gene Ontology annotation, biological process: protein acetylation. Bases 603 to 1190 code for a protein of 195 amino acids. The record is from RefSeq and is a predicted model, not a curated record.
GCGAAAAUCUUCCCUGUGCCGGCGACAAGUAAGAAUCCAUCUAUCAUCUCAGGCAAACGGAGGCAUGUCGAAACAUGAUCAAAAGGGAUGAAAAAUCCCACUGGUAGGCUGAUCUGCCCAUGGGCUUCUCAUGUCCCCAUCUAUUUGGGUCUACAAUGAAUUGGGCCAGUAUUCAUGUGACAUGUGCCAUGGGUGCCCAAACUCAUCAAUUUUCCUGGUCUAUUAUAGAUCAUCAUAGUUGGUUCAAUUUGCCUUGAAGAUCACAGUUGAGUCAGUACCAUGUCAUCAAGGAGGUUCAGAGAGCGUUUUUGAGAUUCUAAGGCUUGCCAAACCCUUAAUAAUGGUAGUGAAUGAGGAUCUCAUGGACAACCAUCAAAGUGAGCUAGUUGAAGAACUGGCAAAGAGGAAGCACUUGUUCUAGGCCUCGCCCACAAACCCUCACCCAGUUGCUAAACUAAUCAACAGGUAUUUUAAGGUCCAACAAGGCAACAACUACUGCAAACAUGGGCUGGAUUGGAGGAAUCAAGAAAGCCCAAUAGCCCAUGUUUAUUUGAUCAUAUGCUUCUAUCUUCUGCGUGGAAGUCUGUGUGUGUGAGAGAAAAAUGGUGGUGAGUUUGGAGGGUUCGAAAGUGAUUUUGGUAGCGUACAUGAAACAACACGUUCUCAAUUACCAUCAAUGGAUGCAAGAUCCGGAUCUUCUCAAAGCCACCGGGUCGGAGCCCCUUACCCUCGAAGAAGAGUACCAGAUGCAGCUUUCAUGGACCCAAGACCCCCUCAAACGAACUUUUAUCGUCUUGGAUAAAGACUUAAUUUCUGGAAAGUUCAUUCAUGGCGAUCCUCAUGUUGAAGCCAUGGUUGGUGAUAUAAAUAUAUAUAUGAACGAUUUGGAAGAUUCGCAUAUGGCUGAGAUUGAGAUAAUGAUAGCCGAACCUAAAAGUCGUGGGAAAGGACUUGGGAUGGAAUCCAUAUUGAUGAUGAUGGUAUUCGCCAUUGAUAACCACAAAAUCAGCUGCUUUCGUGCAAAAAUAGGAGAUUCGAAUGAAGCUUCUUUAAAUAUGUUCCGAAAACUGGGCUUCAAGGAGGUCUCUCAUAGUGAAAUCUUCCAAGAGGUGACUUUGGAGCUACUGGUGACAGAUGAAAAGUGUGAAGCCUUGGUUCAACUAGUUGGGAACAUGAUUACACAUUCAUAAAUACAUACAGCUUCUUGUAUGUAUGUAUACAUUUUUCCUUCAAGAUUACAACUUUAAUUUCUUGAAUUAUAAGGAAGAAACUAUGAAAACAAUUGAUUGACAGUUUGGAAGAAAGAAAGAUUGGAUAAUGAUGCCACAAACUCUGGGAUUCUAUGUUUGUCUCUUUAUGUUACCAUUGUCUGUAGGUAGAUUUUGCACC